Molecule: messenger RNA, 549 nt
Organism: Closterium sp. Naga37s-1
Lineage: Eukaryota; Viridiplantae; Streptophyta; Zygnematophyceae; Desmidiales; Closteriaceae
Source: the annotation of a GenBank genome assembly
AUGCGUGGGGAAGAGGCGGGGGCGGUGGCGGAGGUGGAGGCGGAGACGGAGGGGGAGGCGGAGGCGGAGGCGGGGGCGGAGGGGGAGGCGGAGGCGGAGUGUGGGGUGGAGGAGGAGCGGCGGGCGGGGGAAGGGUGGACCGCCGCGGCGGUGGCGAAGUUUGGGCGAGUGGAGGUGGAGGGGGCGGGCGCGGUGAGGGCUCUCGCCAACCAGCGCACGUGCUUCUCCGUGACUGCCUCGUGCAAUCGAGCAUUCCUCUUCACUCUCCAUCGCCGCUCUCCACUCUCCAUCGCCGCUCUCCACUCUCCAUCGCCCCUCUCCACUCUCCAUCGCCCCUCUCCACUCUCCAUUGCCCCUCUCCACUCUCCAUCGCCGCUCUCCACUCUCCAUCGCCCCUCUCCACUCUCCAUCGCCCCUCUCCACUCUCCAUCGCCCCUCUCCACUCUCCAUCGCCCCUCUCCACUCUCCAUCGCCCCUCUCCACUCUCCAUCACCCUUCUGCGUUCUCCCGCAGGCAGCGGGCGUUCUUCGUGGCACUCCUCGCAUUUGA